Caenorhabditis angaria is the source of this 2686-nucleotide messenger RNA. The record is from the annotation of a GenBank genome assembly. Lineage: Eukaryota; Metazoa; Nematoda; Chromadorea; Rhabditida; Rhabditidae.
AUGGGAAAUGCUUCUAGUACGGUAACUGCUGGAAUAAAGGAUCAAGUAAAUGCAAAAGGAAAUGCUAUUAAUCAAUUGGGAGAUGUUACGGGAAAAGGUUUUUUGGCGGAUUUGGCGAAUGAAGCUGUGAGAAGUGGAAAUACGGAAGAGUUGGAUCGGAUGAUUAUGGAGGUCAGUUGAAAUUGGAGAAAAAUAUACACGAUUAAGUUUUUAUAGAGUUGGUUUGUAAUCAAUAAGUUUGAACAGUGAACAAUGUCGUGGAAAUUUCUGAAAAUGAGAUUUUCAAAACAAUUACGAAGAAUCUGAUCAACGUUGUUCUUCAGUUAAUAAUGAGUAAUUUAAAGUUUGAAAAAAAAACUCAUUUUUUUGCAGAAGGUUCAACCAAUGUUAUACAAUAAUGGAGAAGGAACAAUGCUUCCAUUAUCAGAAAUAAUUGCACAAAGACAUAAAGAAAGAACUGGAAACAAAUUUGUUUAUGAAAGUCCGUCAAUCGAAACUCGAUUUGUCUGUUGGGAUUUGAAUUGUCGCGGAGCAGUUGGCGAGACUUUAUUGCACACAUGUUUUCUGGCUGGUUUACCGAAACAUAUGAAAUUAUUAGCUGAAAGAUUGAUCUACAUUUUUCCAAAAAUUAUCAAUGAUUUUUAUUUGAGUGAUGAAUAUUAUGGGGAAACUGUUUUGCAUAUGGGAAUUGUUUCGGAGAAUGCAGAAAUCGUUAGAUAUUUGCUGAAAAAUGGUGCUGAUGUAAAUUCUCGAUGCUCUGGCAACUUUUUCACAUGUGAUGAUCAGAAAAGCUCUCGAACUGAUCAUCAAGAAGUUGAACAUGCUAUUAUAAGUAAGCAUACAAAAUAUCCUGGUCAUAUAUAUUGGGGUGAAUAUCCUUUAUCUUUUGCCGCUUGUUUGAGUCAACCAGAAUGUUUUCGAAUGUUAGUUGCUCACGGAGCAGAUGUUAAUGCGCAAGAUUCCAAUGGUAAUACUGUUCUACACAUCUGUACGAUUCAUGAGAACUGGGUCAGUCAAUAUUUUUCUCCAAAAAAUUCUAAAAAGAGAUUAUGUUUAGGAGAUGUUCAAGCUAGCGUUACAAACUUCGGCAGAUCUUCAUAUUUUGAAUCGACAAGGCCUCACACCUUUGACUCUCGCAGCAUUUUUAGCCAAGAAAGAGAUGAUGCAAAAAAUUGUUGAGGAAGAAAGAACAGUAAAUUGGACAUAUGGUCGAACACAAUCAGCUGCAUAUCCACUUGAACAUGUUGAUUCAAUUGAACCAACAACUGGAAAAAUCAAUGUGAAAUCAGUGUUAACAAUUGCAGUUUAUGGAGAAAAAGCAGAACAUUUAUCACUUUUACCGCAUUUAUUGGAACAAUUAGUUCAUCAGAAAUGGACAGCUUAUGGAAGGAAAACUCUAUUCGCACAACUUUUUAUGUUUUGUGUAUAUUUUUUAUGUGUUACCACGUGUUUUCUACUUCGUCCAACUCCAUUUGUUCGAUCAGUCGAAAAUGGAACUGAUAGUUUUGUAUGUGUCCUUCCAAGGAAUUUGAGUGAUGUGCGUCCGGCACCUGUGAGCACUAAAACUUAUGUGAGUUUUUUGAAAAACAGGGUUCAAAACUCAGUUUCCGAAAAUCUCAAGGUUUUCUUUCCAGAUUCAUCACAUUCUUCAUAUAAUUUGCACAACCGGUGCAACUCUUUAUUUAGUUCAAGCAGCUCUUCAUAUCAAAAAUGUCGGAAGUUCAUUAUAUUUUUUGAGUUUAUCUGGAUUUCCAGCCAAAGCCAUAUUCCUAUUUUCGUGCAUUUUGAUGGUUAUCUCAUUUACUCUUCGAUUAUUUUGUUUGGACGAAGUUGAAGAUGUUGUUUGGAUGAUUAUUGUUUUGUUAACAUCCUUGAAGUUUUUAUUUUUCUGUCGAGGUUUCAAAUCAGUGGGGCCAUUUGUUUUAAUGUUAUACAAAAUUAUCAUAAGGGACUUGAUGCGAUUUUUCCUAAUUUAUUUGGUUAUUGUUAUUGGAUUUUCUCAAGGUGAAUUCAAUUCAUUUUUUUUAUUUUUAAUCACAAACUUUUCAGCCUUCUAUGUUAUAUUUUUGGGUUAUAAAAGAAAUUCUAACACGAAUAUCGAAAAAGAACCAUCUAUUAUGAGUAAUGUUGCUGAGUCGUAUGUCAGAAUGUUUAUAAUGUCACUAACAGAAUUCACGGUAUUUUUCGAGCAAUUAGAAGAAUGCGAACAUACUGUAAUUGGGAAAAUUGCAUUUGUUAUUUAUAUGCUUUUAGUUACUCUUCUUCUUAUAAAUAUGCUUAUCGCUAUGAUGACAAAUACAUAUACAGAAGUAUCUGGAAAUUCAUUAGAAUGGUUGAGACAAUGGAGUGCAAUUAUAUUGAUGAUGGAAUUAAGUUUUGAUCAGAAAACAAGGCUUCGAUAUCAGAGAAGAUAUGGAAUUCUUUUUGAUGGUGGUGAAAAUUUGGUGCUUUUGUUGAAAGAUAAAAUGACUGUGAGUUAAGCGAACUGUGUUGAUUCCAAAAAACAAAUAGUUUUCAGGAAGAUGAGUUCGAAAGUCUUCGUAAAAAAACUCACGAAGAACGUCGUCGAUUUCGAGAAGAACUUCGAACAAAUCAACGUCGUCGUCCAGCAUUUACUUGUAAACAAGGUGCUAACUAUUUUCGACGUAGAAAUCGUUCUCAAAAUCAGCAGAAUCCAAAUAAAUAG